This is a messenger RNA of Ustilaginoidea virens, 555 nucleotides long. RefSeq lists its product as uncharacterized. NCBI's taxonomy places the organism in Eukaryota, Fungi, Ascomycota, Sordariomycetes, Hypocreales, Clavicipitaceae. Bases 1 to 555 code for a protein of 184 amino acids. Gene Ontology annotation, molecular function: structural constituent of ribosome. Gene Ontology annotation, cellular component: small ribosomal subunit; ribosome. The transcript has 2 exons. The record is from RefSeq and is a predicted model, not a curated record. Gene Ontology annotation, biological process: translation.
AUGCAGGCCCUCGGCGCGCCCUCGCGAACGGCCGGCUCCGUCAUCCGCCGCCUCUUCUUCUCCGCACGCCCGCCCUGCCCUCCCGCCGCACCCGCCUUCCCCCGUCCGUUCCCUCCCACGCUGCGCCAUGUCGCCGCCUUCUCGACCACGCGCCCGCGCCCCGCGACCCUGAACCAGGUCCUCCGCGGCAUCAGGAAGGGCAAGCGCGCCCGCCAUGCCGUCUCGCCCGCCCUCUCCAACACAAACAGCCCGGCCUUGAAGGGCGUCUGCCUCCGCGUCGGCGUCGUCCGCCCCAAGAAGCCCAACUCCGGGGAGCGCAAGACGGCCCGAGUCAAGCUGUCGUCGGGCGCCGUCGUCACGGCCUACAUCCCCGGCGAGGGGCACAACAUCCAGCAGCAUAGCGUCGUGCUUGUCCGCGGCGGCAGGGCCCAGGAUUGCCCCGGUGUGCGGUAUCAUCUGGUCAGGGGGACUCUGGAUCUGGGCGGCGUAGCGAAUCGAACGACGAGUCGAAGCAAGUAUGGUACCAAGAAACCUAAAAAGGCUACCGUUGGCUAA